AACCUUCUCGUGCAGACUCCAGUCGGGGCUGAUCAGCUGAUCGGUGAAGAUGUACGACCCGGAGAUCCUAGAGGCCACGCGCGCGCUCUGCCGCGCUGGAGGAGCGCUGAAUCUGCGCGUGCUGUACCAGGAGCUGCUGCAGAGAUGUAACACCAACGAAGAAGAAUUCCUCCACAUCAUGAACGGCUGCUCCCGCUUUUUGCUGGUCCCCGGUUCGGCGGGGGACGGCGAAGGGAGGCCGGAGGACUGCACGGUGGUCGCGCGAACUUCACUCCGGCUGUGCAGCGCGUACUACCACGAGCGAUGCGCGGAGGGUGUGGGCUGUCAACAGCUUCACCUGUGCAGGUACUUCAUCUAUGGGAACUGCAGGUUCGACAAGGGCAGGAAGUCGUGUAAAUACUCCCACGACCUCGGCUCUGAUCACAACCAGCAGUUACUGAGAGAGUGCACGCUGCAGGAGCUGCAUGAAGACCACCUGAGGCUGCUGCUGCUGCAGAACGACCCCGAGCUGCUGCCCGAGGUGUGUUCUCACUAUAAUAAAGGCUCAGCUCCCCUCGGUGACUGCUCCUUCCAGGUGAGCUGCACUAAAAUCCACCUGUGUCAGCACUUCGUAAAGGGAGACUGUAUGUUCGGCCUCAGGUGUAAACGUCAGCACACCAUCGACCAACAUGGCCGCCACAUGCUGGAGGACCGAGGUCUGAGCGGGGACUUGAUGGAGGAGCUGCCGUUCAUCUACAGGAACAUGUACAACCUGAAGAACGCUGACACAGAGAAAAAUGUGGAGCCUGUAAAUGAAGGGGGAGAGGAGAUCUGUCUGCACUUCAUAAGGAACAGCUGCAAAUUCAACAACGAGUGCAGCCGUGUUCACUUCCACCUGCCAUACAAGUGGGAGAUAUUUAAUGACAGGACCUGGACAGAGCUGCAGGACAUGGAGGACAUUGAGAGGGACUUCUGUGACCCCUCUAAGAAUCACAGCUGCACCCACCUUCCUGUUGACUUCCUGUCCAUGAGGCGGGGUUCAAAACCUGUUCGCCGUCUCUCAACAAUUUCGUCUGUGCUGAAGCCGCCGCACUACGUCCUGACCACCGAGUGGCUGUGGUACUACAAAGGGGAGCAGGGGAACUGGAUCGAGUACGGACAUCCAGAUGAGAAGCAGCGGACCACAUCAGUGACAUCUCAGACUUUGGAGGUCUCGUUUCAAUCAAACAGAACUGGCGUGAUCGAAGUGGUGAAAGGAAACCGACAGUAUGUUCUCAGCUUCAAAGACAUGUACCAAAGAAACCCCAAACACAACACGAAGAGGAGAGUUUGCCGUCGUCCACGUUUUGUGCCGGUGGUGGAGGUCCAGAGAAAAUGGGGAUAGACUGUCAUCAUGAUACUUUAAAUCAUCAUGCUCAUUAUCCUCUGAGGCUAAUGUUGUUCUAUGGAAAGAGACAAAAUACAUUAAUCAACCUUAACCAUGUAAAUACAUUUGAGUUAUCCAUAAUACUAGUUUUCAUUUGAUAAAUCGAAACAGCGUGAAAAAAAUAACUUUAAAAUGUACAUAAUCUCAAGUCCUGUAUUUACUGUACUUUUAAAUAUAUACAAAUAGAGUCCAACAUAACCUGUUAACAUAAAAAGUUCAAGACAGUCUGGCUGCAGACUGUUUAUUUCUGACAGCCAUUCUUAUAGACCGUUCAUCUGAGGCACUAAAACACACUUCGGUUCGGGAUUACGGUAACGGUAAGGAUGCCGAAAGUAAAAAAUCUGACGAGUAAAACCUUAUUACAAAAUGUUUAAAAGUUCUGCUUACAGGAAAAAACCUCUUUCUUCAUUAAAACGUUCUAACACAGUCAGUGUAGCUUACGUAGCUCUAUUUGUCACACAAGUAAUGUAGAUUUCGUAGCUUACAAAACUACGUAGCUAAAGCGAAGCUCACAAAGCAGGUAUGUAUCUUAAGUUAUCUGCAUAGCUAAAUUAGCUUUAGCCACAUUUGCUUAAGAAAAAGGAACCUAUAAACCUACCUAUAGAAAAAGGAACUAUGUAGCUAACAGAGCUACGUAGCUAACAGAGCUAAAGCUAAGCUCACAAAGCAGCUAAUGUAGCUACAUAGGUACAUUAUCUAUGUUGCUUUUUAGCUUUUGUUACAUUUACUAAAGCUCACAUUGCUUAAGCUAACUUAGCUACAUUGACUUAUGUAGUAGCCUUAAUUACAUAGCUAGCAUAGCUAUGUUAGCUAAAGCCAAUGAAGCCAUUGUUCAUGUAGCUGCUUCUACGGCAGAUCUGUGCAUAAUUCUUAGUCUGUAAUGUUUACUAUGUGGUUAUUUCAUGCAUUAACUGCCAGACUUUGUUUAUGAAUAAUCUAAAACUACAAAUGCACUGUACCGGCAAAUUAUGGCUCUUCCUUCAGAUGAACGGUAUUUUUAUUUUAUUCAUUAAGUUUAUUUGAUAGGGACAAUGCAAAUUACAUAGUGCAACUUCAGCCUGUUGCAAACAAGCUAAAAGCAACUGAUGUUUCACAAAUAGAGAUUAUAACUUUUACUAGAGAGUUGCAGCCAGAAAUGUCCAGUCUGUAGCCAGACCCCUCUCACAGCUAGUCAGCAGUUUCUGUUCUUAAAGGGACAGUACACCCAAGUUAACAAAAGCAUCAGUGUUAAAGUGCAGCAGGAUCAUUUAAACCACAAGCAGUGCCUACUUCGUCCAUUUUAAGAUCUAUCCAAGACAGCAGCCUGCCAGUUCACUGGCAAACCAAGAACAGUUUGUAGAGUCAUUAAUUUUCAACACAUUACAUCCAUAAAGAUCCAUGGUUUGCUGAUGGAUUGCUUCAGAUCUACAAGUAACGUUAACUUUUUGAAGCUUCACUAGUAUACAACUUUGUCUAGGUCCAGCAGUAUUUCUGAUGGGGGGGGGCUAAACCAUUGGUAAAACCAGCAUGUGGUCAUAUGAAAAUCUAUUAAAUUAAAGGAAUCUCAUUACUGAAUGUCGAGACCAAACAGAAGAGCACUUUACUGUAAAACAGACAUUUAUUGUUGCACUCCCUGUCACAGAAAAGCUUUAGUAAGUGACAUUAAACUUUGAAGCCAUUAUUGUUAUAUUUUUUGCUUGUACUGUUCUUAUAUCUGUAUCUUUAAAAAAUGUCCCUUGAGUUUUUGAAUAUGUUCUUUAUUCUGUGUCACAAUGGGGAAAAAAAUAUUUUAUUUAAAAUUUUAAGCCAAAUGGAAAUUUUAUAGAAGAUACAUCCUACUGUUUACAAACUUUAUAAUACAUUUUUUUUAUAUAUGUUCGGAAGUCUUAAGAUUCAUGUUUAUGUUCAUAUUCACUUUAUUUUUCAGCUUAAUGUUUACUUACAAGUUUUAUGAUUUUACACACUGGUCUGUAUCAUUUUUCACAGUUUGUUUUUAAAUACUCACUAUCAUUGUUAAAUCGUAUUUACUGGAACA
Messenger RNA from Cheilinus undulatus (humphead wrasse), 3419 nucleotides. RefSeq names its product poly (ADP-ribose) polymerase family, member 12b (gene parp12b). NCBI's taxonomy places the organism in Eukaryota, Metazoa, Chordata, Actinopteri, Labriformes, Labridae. The record is from RefSeq and is a predicted model, not a curated record. Gene Ontology annotation, molecular function: metal ion binding. The transcript is spliced from 8 exons. The coding region runs from base 50 to 1363 and encodes 437 amino acids.